This is a messenger RNA of Xyrauchen texanus (razorback sucker), 2590 nucleotides long. RefSeq names its product ubiquitin specific peptidase 3 (gene usp3). Gene Ontology annotation, biological process: protein deubiquitination. The record is from RefSeq and is a predicted model, not a curated record. Lineage: Eukaryota; Metazoa; Chordata; Actinopteri; Cypriniformes; Catostomidae. The transcript is spliced from 15 exons. Gene Ontology annotation, cellular component: cytoplasm. The coding region runs from base 228 to 1805 and encodes 525 amino acids. Gene Ontology annotation, molecular function: zinc ion binding; cysteine-type deubiquitinase activity.
UGACAGCAUGAUUUAGAGUCUAUGUAGCUUUGCUCUUUAACCCAUAACAACGCAUUGUCUUCAUUGAGCAGGCCAACAUCACUGCACUUUUAUGCAUUUAAGAAACCAUUAUUGGAAAGCUAAAAUAUAAAUGUACUUAUUGUUCUACCCGUUUAAUUGUAGUGUUUAGUAAAAUCCUCCAACAGCACAAGACUGAAGUAGCUAGUGCUUGUAGCUAGCACAGACUCAUGGAGUGCCCUCAUCUCAACUCCACUGUCUGUAUCACGGUGGAUCCGACCCGGUUCCCCAACGGUUCCCCCUCAUCAUGGUGCUGUACUGUUUGCCGGUCAAACAAAAGCCCAUGGGUUUGCCUGACCUGUUUGAACGUGCAUUGUGGAAGGUAUGUUAAUGGUCAUGCGAAAAAGCAUUUUGAGGAGAUUCAAGCUCCAGGUGGUGGUCAGCGCAAGCCAGAGAGAGAGAAGUGUCAGCAACACUCUGUGUGUAUGGACUGUAACAGUUAUAGCACAUUCUGUUACAGAUGUGAUGAAAUUGUAGUGAAUGACACAAAACUGGGACAUGUGCAGAGGGUCAGAGAGCAUCUUCAGAGUUUGGAAAACCCUAUUUCCCAUACUGACAGACAACGGAAAAGAAAGCUUUCUGACAGUUCAUCUCCUGACAACAAGCUGAAGAACGACAAUGAUGGCUCUCCUGCUCUUUGUGCCACGGGCCUGCGCAACCUGGGCAACACCUGCUUCAUGAAUGCUAUCCUCCAGUCCCUGAGUAACAUCCAGGUAUUCAGCUGCUAUUUCAAGGAACUGCCCUCUGUAGCCUUACGAAGUGGAAAAACGGCAGGAAGGAGGAUGUACCACACAAGGAGCCAAGGGGACAGCAGUGUGUCUCUGGUUGAGGAGUUCAGGAAAACACUCUGUUCACUUUGGCAAGGGAGUCAGACAGCCUUCAGUCCAGACGCACUCUUUUAUGUCAUCUGGAAAAUAAUGCCAAGUUUCAGGGGUUACCAGCAGCAGGAUGCUCAUGAAUUUCUCCGUUACCUGCUGGAUCAUCUCCACCGAGAGCUGCAGGGAAGCAAUAAUGGGUCACCCAGUCCUGCCUUGCCUCCUGACCGACCCAAACAGCCCUCAGAGAGCAAAUGCUGCAUAAAUGGGACCUCUACAAUUGUUACAUCUUUGUUUGGUGGUGUCCUUCAGAAUGAGGUGAACUGCUUGAUAUGUGGGACCGAGUCCAGAAAAUUUGACCCAUUCCUAGAUCUUUCAUUGGACAUUCCCAGCCAAUUCAGAAUCAAGACCACAAAAGACCAGCAACCAGGGCCAACGUGCACUCUGAGUGAUUGCCUUCGUAGUUUCACAGACCUAGAGGAACUCGACGAGACGGAACUCUAUAUGUGUCACAAGUGCAAAAAGCGACAACUGUCCACCAAGAAGUUUUGGGUCCAGAAAUUGCCCAAGGUGCUGUGUUUGCAUCUGAAGAGGUUCCACUGGACAGCGUUUUUGAGAAAUAAAAUUGAUACAUAUGUAGAGUUUCCCAUGCGUGGCCUUGACAUGAAAAGUUACUUGUUAGAGCCUGAAAACAGCUUGCCUGAAAGAUGCCUGUAUGAUCUUGCUGCUGUUGUGGUACAUCAUGGAUCUGGGAUCGGCUCUGGUCAUUACACAGCAUACGGACGUCACGAGGGUCGAUGGUACCACUUUAACGACAGCACGGUCACUCUGGUCAGCGAGGAGGCUGUGCUUAAAGCCAAGGCCUAUAUCCUGUUCUACACAGAGCAUAUUGAUCAAGAUCAGACAGUCUCAGAGAGUCACCCCAAGCUUUAAUAAAACUAACUGUACUUUCUCCAGCUUAGUACAACUGAUCAGUUACUGGACCUUCUUAUGUGUAUAAUCUGUCUUAUGUUAUCCAGGUAUCAUUUCCGCAUCACAAAACCUCAGUACAAACCAAACUGCUGCUUAUGUUUUAAUCUGACACAUUUCCGUUUAAUAGAUUGCCUCAGUUUUUUGUUUUCAUAUGUCACCAGUGUAAGGUUUGUUAGUGACUGAAAUGAGAAAUGAUUACAAAAGUAAUACUUUAUUCACAGCAAAAAUAGAUGACUCAAAUUGACUCUUGAUACAAAAUUCUUUACAACUGAAAAUCAGAUAUUUUUCUCACUUAAGUGUGUUUCUGUGUCAGACCUGAUGGCCUCCAACUCAAAACAAUGUUCUUCUGGUUGUUCCAGGAAAAUGUAUUUCAUUUAAAGGGAUAGUUUGCCCAAAAAUGUCAAUUGUGUUAUGAUUUACUCACCCUCAUAUUGUUCCAAACAGAGGGGUUUGUAAAUGAUGACAGAAUUUAUUUUGGGUAAACUAUUACUACAUUGUUGAUGGGGUUUUUUUUUUCAAGCCAAACUUGAAAUAGAUUUUCAAUAUUCAAUAGAUUUUACAUGACAAUAAAAGUGUAAUUUAUACCACAGAUCGGUAGUUGAUUCAAACAGCUGUCACCGUACUAAUGUGAACAUUACUUUUGAAGAGAGGGUCCACUAUCUCAUGUGUUUUGUGUCCUUUAAGCUUGAAAAUGUUUGAAAUGUACAGUUUCUGUCCAUUUACAAUUAAAGGGAUGCAGAUUGUGC